Messenger RNA from Morone saxatilis (striped sea-bass), 2092 nucleotides. RefSeq names its product glutaminase like (gene glsl). Gene Ontology annotation, biological process: L-glutamine catabolic process. The record is from RefSeq and is a predicted model, not a curated record. The transcript is spliced from 20 exons. The coding region runs from base 1 to 2013 and encodes 670 amino acids. Lineage: Eukaryota; Metazoa; Chordata; Actinopteri; Moronidae. Gene Ontology annotation, molecular function: protein binding; glutaminase activity.
AUGCCUGAGAGGAUUACAGAGAAACCUGAAGAGGACUGGAAGAAACGAUGCGGUGACAAUGUUUCCCGUUCAGCUCUGUCUCGUUUGUUCACUCUUCAGUUAAAUUCCAGGAAGAACUCCCGUCGCCUCGACGUGAGUUCAACGUGGAUGGGAAUUCACACAGAGAGCCACAUAAUCAUGGAGAAAUAUCUGGCACGUAUGAGUCACAUCCAAGAUGAUGGAGGGAUGACAGAUGAGAGCCAGCAGAGGAACUCGGAGAAGCAGGAUACAGCACCCCGCCCAGCUCCCAGAAACCUGAUCCAGAACCAGGUCCAGACUGCAGUUUCCACCCCGGUCCAGAAGCCUAUCAGUCUCGUCAGUCCUGGAUCAGCAGUGGCUUCAGUGUCAGCCAGUAAUGGCUGCCUGAAGCCUCCUCUCCCUCAGGCGGUGGUUCAGCCGGAGGACAGAGGCUUCCCCCCUGCCCAGCCCUGGUUCCCCCCUCAGCAGAGUCCAUCCAAACGCAGGGUGGCUGCCGAUGUGCUGUUUGACAGCUUCGCUUCAGAUGGAAGAAUCAAUGUCAACCAGUUCUUUGAGGCCAUUUGGAGCUCCGGCCUGCACAGGUCCGACCCUCGGAUCAGAGAGUGUUUCUUCCACCUGAGGAAACUGCAGGACGCCGAGGGAUCAGUGGACAGAAACACCUUCCACAGGUGCGUCACAGGAUUUGUCUCUCUGAUCCUAAAAGCUCUGCAGGGACGAUUUGUCAUCCCAGAUUUUUCCACCUUCACUGAAGAAACUCAGAAAUUGUUUUCAAGGUGUCGGCAGCUGUCGUCUGUACAGGAGAAGGAAAAGGAGAGCAUGGACAGCACUAAGUGGGGCGUCUCAAUCUGCACUGUGGAUGGGCAGAGGUUGUCUUUGGGAGACUGGGCUGGCUCUCUCGUUCUAGGUGAGGUGUCAUGGCCACUGGUGUAUGGCGUGGCGGUGGACCUGCUGGGUUCCGACCUCGUCCACAGAUACGUUGGCGUGGAGGGGUACUCCAGAUACGACUCUCCGUUUACUCUCACUAAAACAGGGAUCCCUCACAGCCCACUCACUGAGACAGGAGCCAUCGUUACUACAUCUUUAAUACAGCUGGCGGGGAGGUUGAGUUCAGAGGAAGAGGAGAAGUACGACUCGGUGCUGAACGUCAUCCGGAGGCUCUGCAACAAAGAGCACGCCAACUUAAACUGCACCAGUUAUCAGAGCAGCAGGAAGGCCAGUGUCCGACUCCACGCCCUGUCCUUCUACCUGCAGGAGAAAAAGUGUUUUCCAGAGAAGGCCGACAUUAAUGCCGCUUUGGAUCUAAUGCUGCAGUGCGCCUCAACAGAGAUCACCUGCGAAUCAGGAGCCGCCAUGGCUGCUUCGUUAGCCAAUGGAGGCCUCUGCCCACUGUCAGGUGACCAGGUGCUGUCGCCAGCGGCAACGCGGAAUAUGCUGUCCAUGAUGCAGGUGGCAGGGAUGAAGGAUUACUCCACGACCUUCCACUACAAGACGUCGAUACCGGCCGUGUCCAGCAGCCACGGCUCCCUGCUGGCGGUGGUUCCUGGUGUUUUGGGUCUGAUGGCGUUCUCUUCUGAGUUAGACGCCUGUGGGAACCCCUGGAGGGCCGUCCACUUCUGCCAGGAGCUGAUAUCGACAUUUCAGCUGCACAGUUUUGACAUCAGGACUCCGUUCAGGCAGAUUCUGGCCUACAGACAGUGGAAGGCUGAAUCUGAGGGAUACCAGAUCAUGAACGUCCUGCUGGCAGCUUUUAAAGGAGACGUCCAGGCCCUGAGGAGGUACUUCCUGUCUGGAGUGGAUGUAAACGCUGUCGACUAUGACGGCAGGUCGGCUCUGCACGUGGCGGCCGCCGAAGGUCACACAGAGGUCAUCCGCUUCCUGCUGGAGAACACCGGAGCGAACGCCGUCCUCCGGGACAGGUGGGGGAGCUCUCCUCUGCAGGAGGCCAGGAGGCACAACAGGGAGGCUGCAGUCCAACUGCUGCAGGGAGCCGUCUGACCCGUCCGACCCAUACCUCCACAAUCUGACCUUUGACCUCUUUAAAAGGUUCACUGACUAGAACUGUGUCUGCAGGUCG